CGGCUUAGCAUCAUUCCGAGUUUGUUCUCUGUUCUGUUUGAACGUACUUAAUUAAUUCUCUGCCAAAAUGACUGGUCGCGGAAAGGGAGGAAAGGGAUUGGGAAAAGGAGGAGCAAAGCGCCAUCGUAAAGUGUUGCGUGAUAACAUCCAAGGUAUCACCAAGCCCGCCAUCCGUCGUUUGGCUCGUCGUGGUGGAGUGAAACGUAUCUCAGGAUUGAUUUACGAAGAGACCCGUGGUGUCUUGAAAGUGUUCCUUGAGAACGUGAUCCGUGACGCCGUCACUUACACCGAACACGCCAAGAGGAAGACCGUCACCGCCAUGGACGUCGUCUAUGCUCUCAAACGUCAAGGCCGCACCCUUUACGGUUUCGGCGGUUAAUUUUCAUAUUCAUCAUCGUCAUCAUUCAAAACAAUCGGCCCUUUUCAGGGCCAACAAAU
Molecule: messenger RNA, 438 nt
Organism: Leptopilina heterotoma
Lineage: Eukaryota; Metazoa; Arthropoda; Insecta; Hymenoptera; Figitidae
Product: histone H4
Exons: 1
Coding region: 68-379 (103 amino acids)
Biological process (GO): nucleosome assembly
Cellular component (GO): nucleosome
Molecular function (GO): structural constituent of chromatin; DNA binding; protein heterodimerization activity
Source: RefSeq, a predicted model, not a curated record